CUGCACCUUAUCUAGCUUACACUGUUUUCCCCUGCUUUUACCACCUUUAAAUAUCUCUCAACAUUUUCAAGAGUACCCAAUUUGAAUUUCAAUCUAAUUCGAAUUCAGUGCAAUCCAAAAACCCAACCACAGCAAAGCUUUUGAGAAAAGGAAGAAACAUGGAGAACAACACAAACAGCAGCAACAGCCAACAAGGUCAGCCAUCACCAUUUCCACCACAACCACCAUUUCAUCAUCUUUUGCAACAGCAGCAACAACAGCUUCAAAUGUUUUGGACUUACCAAAGACAAGAGAUUGAACAAGUGAAUGACUUCAAGAACCAUCAACUUCCUUUAGCUAGAAUCAAGAAGAUCAUGAAAGCGGAUGAAGAUGUACGCAUGAUAUCAGCUGAAGCACCAAUCUUAUUUGCAAAAGCUUGUGAACUUUUCAUACUUGAGCUCACUAUAAGAUCUUGGCUACACGCCGAGGAAAACAAGCGUCGGACACUUCAGAAGAAUGAUAUUGCAGCUGCAAUUACCCGUACUGAUAUUUUUGAUUUCUUAGUUGAUAUUGUACCGAGGGAAGAGAUGAAAGAGGAAGCAGGGUUGGGGCUUAUGGGAGGUGCUACUGCUAGCGGAGUCCCUUAUUAUUAUCCUCCGGUUGGGCAGACCGCACCAGGCGUUAUGAUGGGCCGGCCAGCAAUGCCUGGUAUGGAUCCGAAUAUGUACGUUCAUCAACCGUCGCAGGCGUGGCAAUCAGUUUGGCAAUCAGAUGAAGGGCCAUAUGGAAACAUUGGUGGCACAACCGGGCAAGCGGCCAAUUUAGAUGAGCAGGGGUAUGUGGAUCAACAAACUUCUGACUCUUAGUUAACCCAAAAAAUGCAAAAAAUUUAACUGAAAUGUUAGGUGUUUGGUUGUUCAAUUGGGUUCUGGAAAAUGUGUAGAUGCAAUCUUGUAUUUUGCGCAUUCAAUCCAAAACAUGCUAAUUUUAUAUGAUAUUAUCUCCUCUCAAUCCCGUUUAAGUUUGAAAUUUCGAUA
Messenger RNA from Papaver somniferum (opium poppy), 1016 nucleotides. RefSeq names its product nuclear transcription factor Y subunit C-1-like. Gene Ontology annotation, biological process: regulation of DNA-templated transcription. NCBI's taxonomy places the organism in Eukaryota, Viridiplantae, Streptophyta, Magnoliopsida, Ranunculales, Papaveraceae. Gene Ontology annotation, cellular component: nucleus. Gene Ontology annotation, molecular function: DNA binding; protein heterodimerization activity; DNA-binding transcription activator activity, RNA polymerase II-specific. The transcript has a single exon. The record is from RefSeq and is a predicted model, not a curated record. Bases 159 to 845 code for a protein of 228 amino acids.